Molecule: messenger RNA, 288 nt
Organism: Penicillium angulare
Lineage: Eukaryota; Fungi; Ascomycota; Eurotiomycetes; Eurotiales; Aspergillaceae
Exons: 1
Coding region: 1-288 (95 amino acids)
Source: RefSeq, a predicted model, not a curated record
AUGGCUUGGGGAACAUUCGAACACAUUACCGUCAUCUUCACCGUCAUCACCGGCGUCAUUACCAUAGUGGGCGUUGCGCUCAGGCUGCGGAAGUGGUGGAAAGAGCCAGUACCUUGCCAGGUCUGCGAGGGCCGCCGCGUAGUACAGCUCGAACGACAACUUGCCCUCCUGCAAAACGACCGCCGACUAUCUCUUGGAGGUGAGUGGACCCGCGAUACAGUUCUUGUCGACAUCGAGCGGGGGAUUCAAGCUACCGAGGGGGACGGUAACGAGCUUGAGGACCUGUGA